Molecule: messenger RNA, 2154 nt
Organism: Cheilinus undulatus (humphead wrasse)
Lineage: Eukaryota; Metazoa; Chordata; Actinopteri; Labriformes; Labridae
Product: transformer-2 protein homolog alpha-like
Exons: 8
Coding region: 724-1587 (287 amino acids)
Biological process (GO): positive regulation of mRNA splicing, via spliceosome
Cellular component (GO): spliceosomal complex
Molecular function (GO): RNA binding
Source: RefSeq, a predicted model, not a curated record
UCUUAUUUGUAAGCUAGCUGUGAUAAGCUAGCGUCUGCAGGAUAGAUAUCGGACUCAGAUAUUUAAAAAGUCUAUUCUUUUUAAGCAGGCAGUAGGACUUCUGCCUAAGCAACACGUUAAAGUGUUUUAUUAUCAAAAGUUGAAAAUAAUGACGGUAAUAAUACCUUUGUUACAGCCUGCGGCCUACACAUGAGAGAUGUAGCCGCAGCCUUCCCAUGCUACUUUAACUGUAGUGCUAAUUGGUUACUGACUAGAAGUAUAGAACAUUAGCCAUUGCUGCUCAAUGCCUGCCUUCAUUUUCUUGUAGGCAUACUGUAGCUUAGGACCAAUAAAAACUUAAUAAAGCUAACAUACAAACGUGUAUUAAGCUAAUAAAUGUUGAUGUCCUGGUUUUGCUGUUUUUCUUUGUAAAUUUCCUUAUUACAGAAACCAACAUGCCUUAUCACCCUUGUUUGUUCUUUGUUAAGGUUGAGGUUGGAAGAAAGAAAAAGGCUGAAGACGUUUCAGAUGUGAAGUUGUUAAUGUUUGAAGCUGAUGGUGUUGAUGCAUGCUAAUAUAUGGGAUGCUGAAAAGAAGCGGUCAAGAUCUGUCCCCACUACUAGUGUUGUAUUGGCAGAUGGUAAAUGGGGGAAGAGGAGGAAAAAAGAAGUCAUAAUGUCAAAAAGAAGAAAGAAGAAAUGAAGGGUUGUAUUGAAGUAAUGAAGUUAAAGAAGUAAUGAAGUUAUGAUCAGAAGUUUACCAGGGAUCUGGUCUGUCCAGGACUCAAGGCAUGGCUCGAGGAGUGCAUCCCCUCGAGGCUCUGCCAAAUCCACCAGCCGUUCACCAGCACGCUCCAAAGGCUCUCAGCGUUCCAGGUCCAGAUCCCGUUCUCGAUCCAGAUCCAGGUCAAGGUCCCGUUCUCAUCGGAGCUCACGGAGGCACUACUCCCGCUCUCGUUCCCGCUCCCAUCGGCGCCGGUCCAGAAGCCGAUCUCGAAGCUGGGAGUACAGGCGACGCAGGAGCCAUAGCCGCUCCCCCAUGUCAAACCGUCGCAGGCACAUUGGCAACAGGGCCAACCCAGACCCCAAUAACUGUCUUGGUGUAUUUGGAUUGAGCUUGUACACAACUGAGAGGGACCUCAGGGAGGUUUUCUCUAAAUACGGCCCUUUAAGUGAUGUCAACAUUGUGUAUGACCAGCAGUCGCGACGCUCACGAGGUUUUGCCUUUGUCUACUUUGAAAACUCUGAGGACUCCAAGGAGGCCAAGGAGCGUGCUAAUGGGAUGGAACUUGAUGGCCGCAGGAUCAGAGUGGAUUUCUCAAUCACAAAACGUGCUCAUACUCCCACUCCCGGAAUCUACAUGGGACGUCCAACCUAUGGUGGAGGUGGUGGCGGCGGCGGCGGUAGUGGUGGUGGUUCAUAUCGUCGGUCCUCGAGGGACUACGACAGGGGCUACGAAAGAGGCUAUGACCGAGGCUACGAUCGUGACUAUGACCGCUAUGAAGAAAGAGAUUACCGGUCCUACAGGCGCAGAUCUCCAUCUCCUUACUACAGCAGAGGUUACCGUUCAAGAUCCCGCUCGAGGUCCUACUCGCCACGUCACUACUGAGAAGUGAAAGAAGACUCAAAAAGUUCAGUGUUAUGGUUUCUAUGCUCGCCUUUCUUUGUUUUAAAUUUCCAAGAUGUGUAUUUGAGAAAUAUUUAAAUGUUUAUGAAAAAGCGGUUUGAAAUUAAGUCUAUGGGGGCACCACAUUGCCAGAGGUAAAUUCAAACAAUUUUGCAGUACAACUCAUAAAACAUUUAUGUUUUAAUUGGCACUCACCCCAACCUUUUAAAGUUUGAAUCUGAAGGGCUGGCUUGUCUCUUGGAUUGACUCGACAGAUUUGGUUUUAAAUGAGCAGAGUUAUCUGUAGCUGUUGAAUUAAAAUUUUGCAUACUCUGUAAUUUAAUUUGUGGUUAGCAAUGUUUGUUUCUCUAUUUUAUUAUUUUUUCAGAUGGGAUGUUCUUUUCUUGUAUGUAAAUCAGUCAUUAAGAUUUACUUGGGUAAGAUACUGUUAUGCUAGGUCGUGUUCCAUUUACAUCACAGUUUCCAGUAUACUUUGGAUUGUAUUUUUUCUGUUGUUUUUGUUGCUGUUUCUCUUUUGCCAUGGAAGAAAUAAAGAGAUUACUGCUUGGA